AAAUACGUUACACGGACCGUUAAAUUUUCGUUAUAUCAAGGAAACAAAAAGAAGACCAAGGGAAACAUCACUGUACUCCACUUAAGAAGGGGACAAAGUACGUACGAAUAACCUAUCGACGAUCAUACAUCCUGGGAAACCGCGAUCCCGAACGAACUCCUGCGUUCCAUCGAAAAUUCCGUUCGUUCGAUUCUCAGAGCGCACACAGGUAUUCGUGGCUGUGGCCGUGCACGUGCGCAAGAGCGGCCUAUCAGGGAAGUGAGAGGGGAAGGUUAUCGACGGCGCCUCGGAGAGCGAAGCGAGAAAGAGAGAGAGAGAGAGAAAGGAGGAAAGAGAACCGAGAGACGUUGAAGAAAGAGAAAAACUAAAGGAGAUAGUUCAGCCAGGUAAGAGAAGCUGUGUAGGUGUAGCCGGGCGAGUUCGUAUGGUGUUGCGGCGUACACUGUGCGAUGGUGUAGACCGCGUGCCGGGAUACGCUGGUGCACGGUGGUGGGGAGGAAACGUGAAUGAUCCAUAGAAGCUGUGUCCCUGUGUGGAUCGUCUACGGUAGCAUGUGUUGGUCUAUGGAGAGUAAUGUACCGACGGAAGGGAACGGGAUGGUAGUGGAACGGUGGGAAACAUCAAAGAGAUGGUAGGGAUACGGCCGGGCAGAGCGGUGGGGUGCGGGUAGAGGUUCGGCUUCGGAAAUGGCCGCGGGAAAGUAGAGAGCGUUACGUCGUCCGGCAGGGCAGGCAGGCAGGCGAGCCAAAAGUUUUUCGAGUGCAGCGCUCGUUAACCCGGCGCUUCGGGCGUGCGAUUCACCGGACCAGGGAGACUCGAACACCACGGUUGCGAUGUUUUGAGUAAACUAUCGAGGCUUGGACCGAACAGGGAGGAAUUAUCUAGCCGGCAGUGCAGUCGGUGUCAGUGGCUGGGAAGAGAGACCAGUGCGGGCGGCGGUACACGAGGAUGGCCGGCGACGACGGUGCACCACCGAACAAUGAGAUCCUCGGUGCGGACGGAGAGGGGCAGGGUGCGUCAGCGCGGGGGGAACCGCAUUCCAGAGUGGGCGGCAUCCUGGAAUGCGAUCCCCCCGGUAACAGGAAUUCGCCGAGCGAGCGAGCCUGCAACGAGCACGACGACGGAAGCGGUGAAACUGUGAUUGCCAACGACGAUUGUAACAACACCGCCGAAGCCGUUGGGACCGCCGUAAUUGCCGACGACAACGGCGGCCUGUGCCGAUAUGCUAUCGGCACCGCCAAUACCGCUAUGUCUUUCAUCGAGGUUUGCCAGAUCCGACUGCAGCAUCUUUUCCCGCAAUUAGUUUCGUCCUCACAGCGGUACAGCCUCUGCGAGGACUCCAUCGAACUGACAGCGGAAUGUUUGGCCAACGACGUGAUACGAUAUCUGCUCAAGGAAGAUAUUUAUCUUAUAUCGCGAGACCCCGUGUCACGUAGCAUGAGACACAAUGUGUAUCAGAUGCUGAACAAACAUAGUAUCUUAUUCGCGAGCAUGGUGAACCGUUUGAAUGUUAUGCCGGACACGGCGUACGAGGCGUUCAUGGGAGUCGCGGAUGAGCUGUUUUUGCACGGCGGCGUUACAUGGCCGAGAAUCGUCUGCUUGUACGCGUUUAUGGGAAGGCUUGCACUGUGGGCCCGCGACAGGCGAAUGCACAACCUGAAGAAAAAAUUACCGCUGUUCGUCUCCAGAUUCAUUAGCGAGAAAGUUGCACAUUUUAUUAAAGGAUACGGAGGAUGGGAUCAGCUGUGUAUAGAAUAUCCUGUGGCAGAAGAGAUUAGCGGAGCUAUAUGGAGGAGUCUUCUGAUGACUGGUGCAACCCUUGGUUUGGUUGCAACUAUUUUAACUGUAACUUCCUGAUAUACCCUUACAAAUCAAGCCUCACAGGGUAUGUUUUCCACAAGACCUUUUAGCGUACUUAUAUUCUACCAAAAUGCGCUGAGAAACAAUUUCCAAGAGUUUGUAAAACGCUCUUACAUUGGUAAUGAACAUGCAAUUGUGUGAUCGGAAAGCUGAAUGUAUUAUGUCUUUGUAACGGAUGCAGGAUAUGAAUUUAUCAUCUUCUUCUUGUAGCACACACACACAAUCUUCAUAUCAAUGUCACGUUCGUUUAGAAAACAUCCUACUUUUUAUGUAACUACAACAAAUAUGUAGCAUAAGAGAAGGAUAACUAUACAAGUUCCCUAUUAUAUUCAUAUUUUGUACUAAUUGCAGCUCGACGGAGUAGUUAAAUUAGUAUACAGAAAUCUUAUUUAAUGUUAAUCUAGGCAUUUUAUAUCAAAAUAAUUUCAUACGAUACUCAAAAUUAACCUUUCAGAUAUUUAUAUUAAACAAGAUUCUCAAAAUUUUAUUGAAUUUAGGUA
Megalopta genalis is the source of this 2360-nucleotide messenger RNA. Lineage: Eukaryota; Metazoa; Arthropoda; Insecta; Hymenoptera; Halictidae. The record is from RefSeq and is a predicted model, not a curated record.